AUGGCUCGUCAACAUACUACACCGGCGGUUGACGUGCACCCGCUGCGCCACACCACCGACGCUGCUGUCAACCCCAUCGUGGACCAACCCCAAGAGAAGCUGGCACGGGAAACUGCAGAGAAAUCAGCACGGGCAGAUCCCGAGACAACUUCCUCCGCCACCGCCAUCCUCUACCUCUACCUCGACUUUGACACGCCUCUGCCCGAGCCGCCGCAACGCGCCGGGCCUGGGGUGCCGCCAUGCCCCGACCUGCGCGCCUACACAUCGCCACUCCUAUGGAGCCCCGCGCGCAAGAGCGUGCUGCUCAUCCUCUCCUGCCUGGCCACUUUUCUCACCGCGUACACGGCGGGCGCCUACGCGCCCCCGGCCAGCCUCAUGGCGCGCGACUUCCGCACCACCCGCACCGCCGUCAUGGCCGGCAUCACCACCUUUUGCCUCGGCUUCGGGCUCGCGCCCAUGGCCCUCGCGCCCCUGUCCGAGGCCUGGGGCCGGUACCCCAUCAUUGUCACUGCCGGCGGCGUCUACCUCGUCUUCCAGGCGCUCUGCGCCGUCAUGCCGCACGUCGCCGGCAUGCUCGUCUGCCGCCUGUUUGUCGGCGCCGGCGCGUCCGUGUUCAGCGCCGUCGUCGGUGGCGUCAUCGCGGACCUCUGGGGAAAAGAGGACCGCAAUACGCCCAUGGCGCUGUUUAGCGGCUCCGUGCUGCUCGGCACCGGGGCCGGGCCGCUCGUGUCGGCGGCGCUGGUGAGCAUCAUCAAGGACCGCACGAGGGCGUGGCAGUGGACGUUUUGGCACCAGGUGAUCAUGGACGCGGUCCUCAUGGGCUUCCUGGUCGUCUUUUUCAACGAGAGCCGCGCGUCGGUGUUGCUCACUCGCAAGGCCAAGAUAUUGAAUGACUGGUACGAAAAGUUGGAACGGGCCGGCGUCUACGGCGUCUGGAUCUCCUUGGAAACUGUCAGCGUGGUGUCCUCGUCCGAAGUGCGGCUGUCUCGACGCCGCGGUUCAGAGUCGGACGGCUCGGUCUGUGAUGGGGAGACGCGCACACAGUCCCCAGAGCUCCGUCGCGUUCGCUGGGUCGUCAAGGCUGACGAGCUGCGGCCUACCCUCAAAGAGCUGGUCACGACCUCCAUCCGACGGCCUUUUGCGCUCCUAUUCACAGAGCCGGUCGUUUUCUGCUUUUCUUUGUGGGCGGCGUUUUCCUGGGGCGUCCUGUACCUGUCCUUUUCCGUCGUGCCGUUCCUUUACAACGGAGACCUGGACAAGUCCAGUCGCGUGUACAUUGCCAUGAUGGCCGCGACCGCCGUUGCCACGCUCACCGGCGUGUUCCAGGAGCAGCUCCUGAAACACCCAUCCUGGAGGAGCCUCGAGGCCGGCGGCCGUCCCACCGCCUCUCCGUUCUGGCAGAUGAUGCGCCGCCGGUUUCCCGCCGAGGCUCCCGAGUCGCGACUCUACUUUGCCUGCGUCACGGCCUUGUUCCUACCCGCCGGCCUGUUUGUCGGCUUCCUCUGCCCAGACAGCUGGAAGGCCUACGCGCAGGCCAUUGGUCUCGGCUUCGCCCUCUGGGGCAUCUACUCCGUCUACCUCGCCACCUUCAACUACCUCGCCGACACCUACCACGCUUACGCCUCAUCGGCGCUCGCGGCGCAGAGCCUUUGUCGAAACCUGCUCGGCGGCGUGUUCCCACUCAUUGCCACGCCUCUGUUUCGCAAUCUGGGCACGCGCGCGGCGGGUGGCCUACUUGGCGGCAUUGGUACUGCGUUGACUGUCAUUCCAUGGGUGCUCGUCUUCUUUGGACAGCGAAUCCGCGCACGGAGUAAAAUCGCGAUAUCUCUUGAAAAGUCAUAG
Messenger RNA from Cordyceps militaris CM01, 1842 nucleotides. Its product is annotated as MFS multidrug transporter, putative. The transcript has 2 exons. The record is from RefSeq and is a predicted model, not a curated record. NCBI's taxonomy places the organism in Eukaryota, Fungi, Ascomycota, Sordariomycetes, Hypocreales, Cordycipitaceae. Gene Ontology annotation, biological process: transmembrane transport. The coding region runs from base 1 to 1842 and encodes 613 amino acids. Gene Ontology annotation, molecular function: transmembrane transporter activity.